GCUGAACAAUGCAUUCGGUCUUUCCGCCAACAUAAACCGGAAGAAGAGCGCGAACGAGAGGGCGCUUCGGUGCGAUCCACCAUUACCAUCAUCUCGAUUCUCCAGUUGCUCGUUCCAUUGCAUCGGCUUGCUCGACUUGAGAUUCAUCGCAUUCCUCAUCGUCUGAUUCUCUUCGUGCAACAUGAACGGCAUCAUCAGGAAGGCGCUCUGCGCCCCGACUCUCCGUGUGUUAUCGUCCUCGUCGUCCAGCAGUGCCGGAACGGCACGCACUCAAACCACCCGAGCAUUGUGGAACAUGUGCACGGGCCGGCAAGGCUCCGAUGCCGCACCUCUCACCUCCUUAAAGCUGCAUGACAAUUUCUAUUCCCGAAAAUGCUACAGUAAAUCACAUACCAAAGCGGAAAAAGAAUUGGUAGAGUUUCUGGCCGAGGAAAUAGUGGCAGAGAAGAAAGCACAGAAAUUGAAGACAAUACCUACAAAAUUAGAUGAUUUCACAGUGUCUCUUGAUGGUGCCCAGGUUACUCUCGAGAAAAAAGAUGGUUCUGAUACAAUUCAUAUUUCCUUCAAUGUGAACCACACAGUGGAUGCAGAUACUGAUGCAGAAGUAGAUCCUAAUCAGGAUGAUGUGGAAAUUGGUGAAAUGAAGAGCAAACCUUCUUUUACCAUAGAUAUAAUAAGGGGCAACCAAACUUUGGGCUUCACAUGUUCUUUUAACAGUCAACCUGGUGCAUCUGGUAGUGAUGAUAAUUACAAUGAUAUCUUCGGCAUUGAUGAAAUCACACUGUACGAGGGUGAUCACACUGAAAAAUCAUAUUCGGUGUCCGGUGAGAUUGUCGAUGGUUAUCUGUACGACCUAUUGAUGAACUACCUCGAGGAAAAGGGCAUUUCAAACGAAUUCGCGGAAAAACUCGUUCAUUUGAGCACAAAUUACGAGCAUACGGCGUACGUUAGCUUGCUGGAAGGUUUGUCCAAGUUUACGUCUGGACAGUAGUUCUAAGAGCUAAUCUAAGACUUCUUGUAACUUACAAUUCUAUAGUUGUAUGUUUAAGGAAAAAUUGUUAAAUAUAAUGUAUGUUUAACAAUCCA
Dinoponera quadriceps is the source of this 1086-nucleotide messenger RNA. RefSeq names its product complement component 1 Q subcomponent-binding protein, mitochondrial (gene P32). The record is from RefSeq and is a predicted model, not a curated record. Gene Ontology annotation, cellular component: mitochondrial matrix. Bases 182 to 991 code for a protein of 269 amino acids. The transcript is spliced from 5 exons. Lineage: Eukaryota; Metazoa; Arthropoda; Insecta; Hymenoptera; Formicidae. Gene Ontology annotation, biological process: cytosolic ribosome assembly.